Myotis lucifugus (little brown bat) is the source of this 1305-nucleotide messenger RNA. RefSeq names its product growth factor independent 1 transcriptional repressor (gene GFI1). The record is from RefSeq and is a predicted model, not a curated record. Gene Ontology annotation, cellular component: nucleus. The transcript is spliced from 7 exons. NCBI's taxonomy places the organism in Eukaryota, Metazoa, Chordata, Mammalia, Chiroptera, Vespertilionidae. Bases 1 to 1257 code for a protein of 418 amino acids.
AUGCCGCGUUCGUUCCUUGUUAAGAGCAAGAAGGCUCACAGUUACCACCAACCGCGCUCCCCGGGACCCGACUAUUCCCUCCAACCGGAGCAUGUCCUGGCGCCAGGCGGAGCAGGCAGCACCUCGGGCGCAGCGGGGGUGAAGGUGGAGCCCGGGAGCCGUUUGUCUCCCGAGUCGCAGCUGACGGAGACCCCCGACGGAGCCUCCGCGUCCCCCGGCAGCAGCGAGGGCAGCGUCUGCGACCGCAGCUCGGAAUUCGAGGACUUCUGGAGGCCGCCGUCGCCCCUCCGUGGCCCGGCCUCGGAGAAGUCGGUGUGCCCAUCGCUGGACGAAGCUCAGCCCUUCCCCUUGCCCUUCAAGCCCUACUCGUGGAGCGGCCUGGUGGGUUCUGACCUGCGGAAUUUGGUGCAGAGCUACCGGCCGUGCGCGGCCCUGGAGCGCGGCGCAGGCCUGGGCCUCUUCUGCGAGCGCACCCCGGAGCCAGGCCACCCCGCGGCGCUGUACGGCCCGGAGCGGACGGCGGGCGGCGCGGGGGCCGGGGUGCCCGGCGGAGGUAGCGCAGGAGGCGGCGCGGGCUUGGGGCUCUACGGCGACUUCGGGCCGGCGGUGGCCGGGCUGUACGAGCGGCCGACGGCGGCGGCGGGCGGGCUGUACCCGGAGCGUAGCCACGGGCUGCACGCGGACAAAGGCGCUGGUGUCAAGGUGGAGUCGGAGCUACUGUGCACCCGCCUGCUGCUGGGCGGCGGCUCCUACAAGUGCAUCAAGUGCAGCAAGGUGUUCUCCACGCCGCACGGGCUCGAGGUGCACGUGCGCAGGUCUCACAGCGGCACGAGGCCCUUUGCGUGUGAGAUAUGCGGCAAGACCUUCGGGCACGCGGUGAGCCUGGAGCAGCACAAAGCCGUGCACUCACAGGAAAGGAGCUUUGACUGUAAGAUCUGCGGCAAGAGCUUUAAGAGGUCAUCGACGUUGUCCACACACCUCCUCAUCCAUUCAGACACCCGGCCCUACCCCUGUCAGUACUGUGGCAAGAGGUUCCAUCAGAAGUCAGACAUGAAAAAACACACCUUCAUCCACACUGGUGAGAAGCCCCACAAGUGCCAGGUGUGCGGCAAGGCCUUCAGCCAGAGCUCCAACCUCAUCACCCACAGCCGCAAGCACACAGGCUUCAAGCCCUUCGGCUGUGACUUGUGUGGGAAGGGCUUCCAGAGGAAGGUGGACCUCAGGCGGCACCGGGAGACGCAGCACGGGCUCAAAUGAGUGCCCUGGCGGGCCACGUGCAAUCACACAACACUAGGGAGGGCGGCC